GGCAAGAUGGCUGCGCCCAUAGCUCUCCUGCGAGGCAGACAUUUAUUCUCGUCGCUGUACGCUUGCCGGCAGUAUAGUAGCAAUUCAGCCGGCUCCAAUGCCAGCCUCCUGAAAGGACGGAUCCUUCCGUAUCUAUGCAACCGCUUCUAUGACAUUGAAGCCUUCACAGAGUUUGGCAUGAAGCUGAAAAUUUGGAAUUUGGAAAGGAAAAACAAGCACUAUAUCGAGAUCCGGGAGAAGUACGGGGAUGAUCUGGCAGCUGCUGUCUUUGCCCUGAUGCUCCGAGGAGGCAUUAGGUUCCAGGGCCAAACGGAAUGGUACCGAGAGCACAACCGAAAGCGGUAUUGUGUGGUAGUCGUACAUUACCAAGGCAUCCCCGUAGAAGCAAUUGACUUCAGCGGCUCAGUCAUCAACUACGAUGGUCUAGGCAGCCUGGUUAACCUGAAAGCACUGAAACAUCUAGAUCUCAGCCGGUGCCCCAACGUGGAUGACUGGAGCCUUAGUCGGCUGCACAUCUUCAGGGACACACUGCAGGAGCUAUCCCUCGCUGGCUGCCCCCGGGUCACUGAGAGGGGGCUGGCUUGCCUCCACCAUCUGGAAAGCCUCAGACGGCUGGAUGUCUCCGACCUCUCCGUCCCCAACAAAGGUUUAGUUCAGAUCUUGCUAGAGGAGAUGUUACCCCUGUGUGAGAUUGUCGGGAUCAGCUACAAUGACAAACUCACUCUGUGCGUCGAACCUGAUGCUCACCAAGGUCAAAUAGAGCCACCGCAGGGAGAUUCCUGCCUCCGGAAAACCAGCGAGAUCCCUAGCCCCAGAUGUGAGGCAGAUGAGUCCUUCCUGCCGGGAGAUUUGCAUCUUUACCUGUUGACGAAAAUGCAGCAAGCAAUUUUACAAGUCCGGACUGGUCCAGAGGUGCCCGAAAGCCUCCGGGAUUAG
Molecule: messenger RNA, 936 nt
Organism: Euleptes europaea (tarantolino)
Lineage: Eukaryota; Metazoa; Chordata; Lepidosauria; Squamata; Sphaerodactylidae
Gene: DMAC2
Product: distal membrane arm assembly component 2
Exons: 7
Coding region: 7-936 (309 amino acids)
Source: RefSeq, a predicted model, not a curated record